AUGGAGCUAAGGUACGUGCAGACGAACCUGAACCACUGCCGGGCAGCCCAGGACCUGCUCGGGGAGUUCGUGAGGGCGGAAGACAUCGCGGUGGCGCUGGUCAGUGAGCCGCAAGGUGGCGGUCGAACUGGCUGGCACUUCGACUCCACGGGUCGAGCCGCCUUAGCUGUCUUCCGCCCCGGACUCACACUCAGCGACAUAGAGACGGGCGACGGGUUCGUAGCGGCUACCGUGGGGGGCGCGGUUCGCGCCUUCAGCUGCUAUGCUUCCCCCGCCAUGUCCGUCGCUGAGUUCGGGCAGUUCCUGGGUCGUCUCGAGGCUUCUGUGAGGAGGGAUCGCGGUGUUGGAAUCGACCUCAUUGUUGGGGGAGAUUUUAACGCCCGGUCGGCGUCCUGGGGGGACCGCCUCACGGAAGUCCGCGGUGACGAUCUCGCCGCGUUCGCCGAUUCCUUGGGGCUGGUCAUCAUCAACUCGGGUCGGGGACCGACGUUCUUCGGGAGGGGGAGGGGUUCGUGCGUCGACGUGACCUUUGCCUCCGAAUCCGCCGCGAGGAAGAUUCGGGGGUGGACCGUGCGUACGGACGUGGAGAACAUGAGUGACCACCAUCACUUGUGUUUUUCAUAUCGCACCGGACGCACGCUCCCGGACACCUCCGGUGAUCCCCCGGCGGCGGCAGCGGCUGGUCGGCGGCAUCCGGGUUGGCGUACUUCCCGGAUGGACGCGGACCUGCUCGCCGCGGCCGUUCUCACCGUAGAGUGGACGGGAGCGACUCUGCCCUCGGUAGCUCCAGCCGGUUCCGGAGGCGCCGAAGCCAUGGCCGAGAGGCUGGUCGGCUGCGUGACCGCGGCUUGUGACAUGGCUCUCCCCCGGAGGAACCCACAUCCUCGGGGAAGACCACCGGUUUACUGGUGGAACGGCAAUGUCGCGGCCGCGCGCGCCGAAUGCGUGCGAAGGAAACGGCUGUGGAUCAGGCGUCGCGGACGCGCCCACGGCGGUGACGUGUCCGCGGCGGACGUCGAGCGAGACUACCGGGAGGCUCGAAAGGAGCUGAAGCACCGCAUUCGCGAGGCGAAGGCGAAGUGCUGGGCAGAGUUGGUGAAGACCGUCGACGACGACCCCUGGGGAAACCCUAUAAGGUCGUCUUGA
Messenger RNA from Rhopalosiphum maidis (corn leaf aphid), 1146 nucleotides. RefSeq lists its product as uncharacterized. NCBI's taxonomy places the organism in Eukaryota, Metazoa, Arthropoda, Insecta, Hemiptera, Aphididae. Gene Ontology annotation, molecular function: catalytic activity. The record is from RefSeq and is a predicted model, not a curated record. The transcript has a single exon. Bases 1 to 1146 code for a protein of 381 amino acids.